This is a messenger RNA of Acanthopagrus latus (yellowfin seabream), 2501 nucleotides long. RefSeq names its product solute carrier family 7 member 6 (gene slc7a6). Gene Ontology annotation, molecular function: L-amino acid transmembrane transporter activity. The transcript is spliced from 10 exons. Bases 313 to 1800 code for a protein of 495 amino acids. The record is from RefSeq and is a predicted model, not a curated record. Gene Ontology annotation, biological process: amino acid transmembrane transport. Gene Ontology annotation, cellular component: membrane. Lineage: Eukaryota; Metazoa; Chordata; Actinopteri; Spariformes; Sparidae.
UGCACCUGUGUGGAAGCUUCUGCACUGACUCGUCCAUGUGUGUGUUACAUGUCAGAUGUGUAUCUGUAGUAUGGAGCGUGUAGCAGCGUCACAUGACGUCCCCCGGACAGCAGCAGCAGCAGCAGCAGCCAGUUGUUGACGGCUGCUGAUGCAUUCAGUGAGGGGACACCGUGUUGGCCGGAUGUCAAAACUGCCGGGCAGGAGGCAGACCAGCACAGGUUGUUUCAGAGGUUGCCAGCAACAGGAUAAGGGCCUGUAGUGUCCACAGCCGGUCCUCACUUCCUGCCGGCUCAGUCCAGAGACAACGGCAUCAUGGCUGCUGAUGAAGAGUCCAAGAGGAUGAACGGUAGUGCCAGCGACUCAUCCCAAGACAUGCAGACGCCCAAAGAGAGCAUGCAGCUGAAGAAGGAGAUCUCGCUGCUCAAUGGAGUCAGUCUGAUCGUAGGAAACAUGAUCGGCUCUGGCAUCUUUGUCUCCCCAAAGGGUGUGCUCAUCUACAGCGCCUCUUAUGGCCUGUCGCUCGUCAUCUGGGUCAUUGGAGGUCUGUUCUCCGUGGUGGGGGCCCUCUGCUACGCUGAACUUGGCACAACUAUCACCAAAUCAGGGGCAUCUUAUGCAUACAUCCUGGAGUCAUUUGGUGGCUUUAUUGCAUUUAUCCGUCUGUGGACAUCUCUGUUGAUCAUUGAGCCCACCAGCCAGGCAGUCAUUGCCAUUACAUUUGCAAACUACCUGGUGCAGCCACUCUUUCCCACAUGUGAACCACCAUAUGCAGCAGCCAGGCUCAUCGCUGCAGCCUGUUUAUGCUUACUGACAUUCAUCAACUCUGCCUAUGUAAAGUGGGGCACCCGCGUGCAGGACAUUUUCACCUAUGCCAAGGUGGCAGCCCUCAUCGUCAUCAUCAUCACGGGCAUCGUCAAGCUGUGUCAGGGUUAUGUAUCCAACUUCGAAUCACCCUUUGAGGGGUCGUCUACAGAUCCUGGUGAUAUUGCGCUGGCGCUCUACUCUGCCCUCUUCUCCUAUUCCGGCUGGGACACCCUCAACUUUGUGACCGAGGAGAUUAAAAACCCUGAAAGGAACCUACCUCUGGCCAUCGCCAUCUCUAUGCCCAUAGUCACCAUCAUCUACAUCCUCACCAAUGUGGCCUACUAUGCUGUUCUGGAUGUUAGUGCUAUACUGGCCAGUGAUGCAGUGGCAGUGACUUUUGCAGAUCACACUCUGGGUGUGAUGAGCUGGACCAUCCCCAUCGCUGUGGCUCUGUCCUGCUACGGAGGCCUCAACGCCUCCAUUAUUGCUGCAUCCAGGUUGUUUUUUGUCGGCUCUCGCGAGGGCCACCUUCCAGAUGCUCUGUCCAUGAUCCACAUACAGAGAUUCACUCCGAUCCCCGCUCUGAUCUUUAAUUGUGUCAUGUCACUGAUCUACCUGACGGUGGAAGAUGUCUUCCAACUCAUCAACUACUAUAGUUUUAGCUACUGGUUCUUCAUGGGUCUGUCCAUCGCCGGGCAGAUCUACCUCCGCUGGAAAGAACCUGACAGACACAGACCACUCAAGCUGACUCUGUUGUACCCGGUGGUGUUCUGUCUGUGUGCCAUUUUCCUGGUGGCAGUUCCUCUCUACAGUGACACCGUCAACUCUCUGAUUGGCAUUGCCAUCGCGCUGUCAGGGGUUCCUGUCUAUUUCCUUGGUGUCCAUCUUCCAGAAUCCAGACGACCACCUGUGAUCACCAAGCUGCUGCGUUCUCUGACUCACUACACCCAGUACACCUGCUACUGUGUGCUGACGGAGAUGGACAAAAGUGAAUAACAUCUAAUACACUCGAAAACUUUACCCAGUAGUCUCUGCAGCCUCUCAGCUGACAGUCCCCACCAGCCCAGACGAGGGGUUCUGCUGUCAAACAAGAGAUUUCUCUUCAUGUUGCUACACUUUGUUGAAACACUCAGACGUCACUGACUUGUUUACAACACUGGAAAUGCUGCCACGCAAUGCACACGUUCACGUGCAGAACUGACCUGGAAUUCCAGGACCUUCAAGGACUUGAACUCCUAUGAAAAUGAGUACUGUUUUACUGCAUAUUAUGGAUAUUGAUUAAUUUCUAUGUAAUUCACUAUUUAAUGACCUCUAUGAUAAAGGAUUUGCCAUAUUAGUUUUACAGGUAAUUGUUUAAAUGCCUAUAGUAUGUGCCUGUGAGAUUUCACAGGUGCUGCACAUGACCACAGGGACUUGAUGCAAAUAUAUUUUAUAUAUGGAUUUAACUCAUUUGAACUGAAAGCUACCGUUUGAAGCAUGUGUGAAUGUGAUUAAUCUUGCCUGAGAAUUAAACUAUUGUAAAUAAUCUGUUCAUGCCACUUCCUAAAUGACCAACAGGAAGAAAAAUGUCUUUUGUUUGCUGCUAUGAAAAGAUUUUGAGUAAUCUUUGUAAUGCCUUUUUUCAUUUUAAUUCUUUUUGUUACAUGUUGAAAUAGAAACUUGGGUAUUUAAAUACUUUAGUAAAUGUCUCAAGUGUU